Salvelinus fontinalis (brook trout) is the source of this 519-nucleotide messenger RNA. RefSeq names its product neuropeptide B-like. Gene Ontology annotation, molecular function: G protein-coupled receptor binding. Lineage: Eukaryota; Metazoa; Chordata; Actinopteri; Salmoniformes; Salmonidae. The record is from RefSeq and is a predicted model, not a curated record. The transcript has a single exon. Gene Ontology annotation, biological process: feeding behavior; G protein-coupled receptor signaling pathway. The annotation marks the transcript as partial.
UUCAAUCCUUCUGAUCCAAUCGACAGGUCACGAUCGUGCCGCGCGCCUAUAUAAACGGCCACAACAUUCGAGAACACCCAACCAACGGAAGAACCGGCCAACAAGAACGUCAGUUGAUAUUAGUAACCUAGGCUACAGCUCACCGGAGAAGAAGAUAAGAACAGAAGAACCAAAAACACCCCGACGACAACCGAACCAACCAACCGUCAAACCAACAUUCCAUCCAGCUGCGUAAAAAAGCGUCACGAGAUGGAGAGGUCUGUUAGAUUCGCCGUGGUGUGCGUCGGUAUCUCCAUGCUUAUCUCGUGCCACCCUAUCGAGGCGUGGUACAAGCAGUCCACCGGACCGAGCUACCACUCGGUCGGCCGAGCCUCGGGUCUGCUGUCCGGGAUCCGGAGGUCCCCGUACAUCCGGAGGUCCGAGUCAGAAGAAACGGUGAUGGACAGCGGGGAGAAUACCGGCACCGAUUACAAUUUGGUGACUGACGGUAACCGACAGACCCCCGUGCUCAAAAACAUG